This is a messenger RNA of Rotaria sordida, 1117 nucleotides long. Lineage: Eukaryota; Metazoa; Rotifera; Eurotatoria; Philodinida; Philodinidae. The record is from the annotation of a GenBank genome assembly.
AGAAAAAAAUUGAAUAUUAUUAUUUAUGUAUAGAUAUGGUGUUGAAUGUCUAUUUCGAUUUUAUACAUAUGAUCUAGAAAAACAUUUUCGUCAACAUGUAUUUGAAGAUUUUCAACAAGACACUCUUUGUGAUCAUGAAGCUGGUCAAUUAUAUGGUUUAGAAAAAUUCUUGGCAUUUUUAAAAUAUUCUCGACAAAAACCAAAAAUCAAUUCAAAACUUGAAGAAAUUUUAAAAAACUAUAAAAAUCUUGAAGAUUUUCGUGUUGAUGGUGCAUCAUUUCCACAACAAUUUUUUCCAACAAAAUCAAAUUAUCCAUUCGAAGCAAUUGCUGCUGCAGUAGCAAAGAACAGUGAUACAUCAAAUUCAUUAAAACCCAAUGGUGAACAAUAUCUGAACGGUGCUCAUAUUUUUUCAAAAGAAUUUAGCGUUUUAGGAAGAAUUGGUAUUGGUUUAGCUAUUGUUGGUGGUGUGAUUAAUUUUGAUGGUGGUCAUCGAAAUAUUAUUUUUGAUCGUUUUCAAGGUGUUAAACUAGAUGUUAUUGAAGAAGGAACUCAUUUUAUGAUUUCAUGGCUUCAUAGACCAAUUAUAUUUGACAUUCAUUUACAAACAAUUAAUAUAACAUUACGUAUUCUUUAUCAACCAAGAGCUGAACUUUCACCAAAAAUUUUUUUGCAAAUUUGGUCUCAAUUUGAUGCUAUUGAAUUGAUUACACAACGUACACUUAUUUCUCAACGUAUUAGUGAAUUAUUAAUAGAACGUGCUGCUCAAUUUGGUUUAUUACUUGAUGAUAUUUCAACUACACAUUUAAGUUUUAGAUCUGAAUUUACAAGUGCUGUUGAAUUAAAACAAGUUGCACAACAAGAUGUUGAAAAACAACGAUUUUUAGUCGAAAAAACUGAACAAAGUCGUCAAGCAAAUGCUAUUGCAGCAGAAGGUGAUGUUCGUGCAGCUGAUUUGAUUGGCAAAGCUUUAGAUGAAGUUGGUGAUGGUUUGAUCGAACUUCGACGAAUUGAAGCCGCUGAAGGUAUUACAAAUCAAUUAUCAAAAUCAAGAAAUAUCGUCUAUUUACCACAUGGUUCUCAAAUGUUACUUAACAUUACUGGUGCUACGCAAUAA